CCCUCCACGUAAGCCUCCGUGAAAUCCCACUCAUCCACGUCAUCACUUUAAAAGUCCUUCCUCUACCAAAUACAACCUUCCCCCGCCUUCAAAAUUUUCCACCCAAUACAACCCAGGAGUCUCCCACAAAUCCACAACUACUCCUUCCUACUGGUCGUACGCAUCCAUCAUUCAACCCUAAUCGUCCGGCUCCCAAUUUCCUACCACUUAGUCCGCCUGUGCCCGUUCAUUGGUAUCUCUGAUUCUGGCCACCACCCCAGUGACUGCGGCCUUAUCCAAACGGGAGACCGCCAAUUCCGUCCGACUUCGUACACCCCAGUCGAUGUAGAGUCUUCUUUCUUUUACGCCCGUCAAUAGGUUUCUGUCAACGAGGCUACUAAUCAUAGGAGUAACACCCCAUCCAACGUGUGUAUCCGCUUUCCCUGGUUUGGACCGCAAGAUUAAUCAGCCCUGACCCUGCAACUUCAGGUAUGAAGAAUUGUUACCACACCUCUUUGACCAAUAAUUUACAAUUUGUUGCACAUGUUUUUCCGCCCUUGAAGGCCGCCUACAAUCUAUUGUUCAGCAUGAGUUUCCAAAACAGAAGAAUUGGGCGAACCAGAUGCAACCUUUCUGUUUGGUUUAUAGAAAAAAGUUACAGCACCCACUUGAAUGCAUUAGACUACCCUGCCUUAUUUUCCAUGUUUGGUUUCUAACAGCAAUGCAUAAGAGUACCAACUGAGUUUUGAUUACCAUUUCACAGGAUAUUUGCAGCGGCCACCAAGCUUGCAUGUCUUGCUUUAGUAUCCUUCUAUACAAUGCUACAUGCUAAUUUUGCUCCAUGUUGCACCUGUAUUGACGUUCAUUUGACUUUCUCGCCAUCUCAAUGCGCCAGAAUAGUAGCCGAGUUUGGGUUACCAAUUCAUAGAAUAUUGAAAUAGGCCACCAAACUUGCCUGUCUGUGUUGCUUUGGGACCCUUCCAUACAAUGCUCCCGCCAAGUUCGCUCCAUGUCCCAACUGGAAUCAAGUUCAUUUUUCCUUUGUCACCUUAAUGGAACUUUACGUUCUAUUACUUUUAUUUCUUCAAUUUAUCAGCAAAGUAGUAACCAUAUUAGCCAAUGUCUGUUUGUAGGUGGGAGGCGUCGUUAAGGAUAUCUAUCUCUGUCCUUACAAUGGAUCGCAAAGGAAAGAGAGCACUGGUCUUGGACCAACUUGCCCAGCAAAAGAAAAGAAGAUUUGCAGCUGUAACCCUUGCAGAAGGUACGGUACACAAUCAACCACAACCAGGUUUUGGUUCUUAAGUUGGUUUAGCUUUCAUUAUCUUCCCACGUUGGUUCCUCAAGCAGGGAGUUUCUUCCCCUAACCACUAUAUUUGACCGCUUUAUAACAGAGAACCCCCAGCUUCAACAUCUGCUACAUCUGCUCAUGACUUCCAAGGCACUCUUCCACAAAGGACUUCCUCAUAACUUGGAAGGUUAUGGAACAACAUCAAGAUUUGAUGAAUUCAGACAAAAAUUGGAGUUAAAAUGUUGUUCGAUCCUGCUGAUAUCUUCUCAACUUUGAAAGCUUCAUUGUCCAAGAUUAUGAGGGAAAGACGACACGCUUACACUUGAUGUUCAAACGAAAACCACACUUACGAAUGUUCCUAAUGUCACGUAUGUUGACUUUCGUCUUCACUUUCCCGCCAACAACUUCCAAUUCUUUCUCUAAUUUUCUGCAGGUUAUCAACAUACCUUGACCCAUUUAGCCACAAAUUAUGACCAUAUACGAGUCAACAUUAUCAAAUAAUGUGUUAUACAACAAUAUCAGUCAGCAGGAUGAUCUUUCUAAUCAUGUUGUGGGAUUCUAUCAAACAUUGUUUACUAAGAAAGCUGGCCUUAAUGAUGAUGCCCUUCAAGAUUUCCCUAGGCUAGUGUCCAAUGAAAUGAAUUUUGAGCUGGAUAAAGAGCCGACUGUUGAGGAGAUUCGAGCUGCGGUGUUCGACCUUGGUCCUACAAAAUCACCAGGUCCUGACGGAUUUGCGGGCUCCUUUUAUCGUAAGUUCUGGAGCAAAAUUGGACCAGAUUUCUGCAGUGAAGUUAUUGAUUUCUUUAGAUCGUCGAUUAUGCCACAGGGAUGGAAUGAUACUCAUAUUGCCCUUAUCCCCAAGGUUCUUGCUCCGGAGACGAUUUCCCAAUUCCGCCCUAUUAGUUGCUGUAACUUCAGAUAUAAGAUUAUUUCCAAGAUCCUGGCGAGUCGAAUGAAGAAGUGGCUCCCGGGAUUAGUCUCAGAGAUGCAGGCAGCUUUUACAGGUGGGAGGCUUAUCUAGGACAAUGUCAUUAUUGUUCAUGAAAUGCUUCAUAAUUUCAAAAAUCGUCGAAUUGGUGACUGGGAUAUGAUGGUGAAGUUGGAUAUGAGGAAAGCCUACGAUUUAGUGGAUUGGGAUGGACUUGAUUCUAUUUUGCUGGCUUACGGGUUUUCGGAAAAAUGGAGGGGUUGGAUUCGUGCAUGUAUCAGGACAGUCAAGUUUUCUAUCCUUCUGAAUGGAAGUCCUACCGAACCUUUCUUGCCGUCCAGAGGUAUCAGACAAGGUGAUCCCAUUUCCCCGUUCUUGUUUAUCCUUAUGUCCAAUGCCCUGUCUCUCCUAAUUGAAAAGGGUAUCGAGAAAGGUGAAAUCCGAGGAAUCAAGCUCAAUCAGAACUGCCCAAGAAUUUUCCACUGUCUGUUUGCGGAUGACACUGUCAUCUUUGGUAAGGCAAGUGUUUUGGAAGCGGAUAGGAUUCUGGAUAUCAUUAACAUGUAUGGUAACACUACGGGGCAGGAAAUCAAUGCGUCUAAGUCGU
Linum trigynum is the source of this 2802-nucleotide messenger RNA. The record is from the annotation of a GenBank genome assembly. Lineage: Eukaryota; Viridiplantae; Streptophyta; Magnoliopsida; Malpighiales; Linaceae.